CAGCCGUCUAAGAAUAAAUUUCGUUGUUACUCAUUAGCGGAUCGUACCGUGAACGUUUCGCGGCGAUACGUCCGAUCAUAAAUGGAAAUCCCUAGCCUCGCUUUUAACGAGAACAGAGCGGGGUUCCCUCGAUUAAUCGACUCUCACCCUCUCUAUUUUCAUUCUUUCGAUGAACAGAACGCGCACGCACUCACGCAUACAUGGUGGAUCGCUGGUGGUCACGCACUCUUUCGUUUUUGAUUGAAAUAAAGAACGUGAAUCGUGAGUGAAGAAGCUAAUGGCGCUAUGGACUUGGUUUGCUCGACGCUAAUCGAUCUUGUGGUCCUGGACUACCACGCUUCGGGAAGGGUGUUUCGAUUUUGUGAGGGAAGCUUGUUUUUUUUUUUUUUGCAGUGCGCGUAGGGUUUUCGAUGGGGAAUACUCGUCUUUUUUGAACGAGGGUGGUAGAGGGUGCGUGUGGUUGGGCUUCGAACGAGAUUUUUGUUUGGAAUGUUUCUCCGUUAUCUCAAUGUAGCUUUUACAAUCUAUUUUUGAAACUGCGAUACUCGUGUUUCGACGUUUCUAUGUUUUAUUUUUUAUUUUUUUUUUUUGUCGGGGAUGUCGGAGGUUUUGUGCAAUUUUCGGGGAUAUUUUAUGCAAGUAAACGUAAUCUCUUUCCGAGCGAAUAUUUAUCGAACGAUUUGGGAGAGUCCUCGAUGAUAUGCACCGACACUUUUGUGUUUGGUCAUCCUUGACUUGUAAUGCAAGUUUUUAUUCAAUGAACGUCUCGAUAGAUUUCCAUUUCAAAUUUGUAUUAUUUUAUUUUUUAUCAUGUAUUCACGCGUUCAUUGCAACAGGAAUCUAACCUUGACGUUAUUAUUUAUUUCAUUAACGAAUCACAAGGUUUUCUUCAGUGUCAAACGUAAUUGGGAAAAUUAGAAUCAUAUUAAAGGAACUGGGAUAUUAUAAACGCUAUACACACAAAUAUUUUUAUGACUUCAAGUGCAGGUUCUGUGAAUUUGAUAAGAAUGGUGGUGAAUUUUUUUUAUAAAAAUGAGGAACGCUGAAUUCAGAGAGAAACAAUGCAAUUUUCCUUUAUUAUUUUCUUUAUUGAAAAUAUCAAGCAAUAAAUCUUCAACUCAAAACAAAAUCAUUUUCCUCGAGAGUUACGAUUAGAUUAAAACCUACUAAAAGUAAUUAACGCCAAGCGUGUAAUUAACCAGUUUCUACUUAAUAAUGGUCUUGAGGUAAUUCGAUAGUACGCGUGAUGUAAUUAGCACUUAAAAGAAAUUAGGAUGGAGAAAGCACAUCCCACCGACAUCUUCAAUCCUACAGAUCCAAGCAAUCGAUUAUCGUGCAAAAAUCGACUCGGAGCGUUUGGGGUAACUCUCGAGUUCUUUUUAGGUGUCGGCAAAAGGAUAGAAAUCUUUGAUGGCAUGACAGCCGCGCAGAUAAAAAAAACGCGAUUGCAAUGAAUGGCGGUUAAUACGCGACUGACCUGACGAGGUAGUAAUCUCUUCGAAGCCAGCGUUUCAUUUUUUAGAGUGCCGAGUUCAAUUACUUUUGCAUCCAAUCGAUAAAAAAAAGUUUAUGCACUGCAUAAAUACAGGCGCACUUGUCGGUGAAUGGAGACAAUGAAACGGCGAUAAUACCCUUGUCGUGGCCAUUAUGAAAAUUGGACAAACACCACUACAAACCUGCACACUCGAGAAUUGUAAAUUUCACAGUCCAUAAUCGUAAUUGAAUAAUAACACUGGUUAUGAACAUUAGGGGUAUCGCACUAAAGGUGGCGAACGUUUCGGCAAAUAUAAGCUAUUAUUAUCGAAUCGCAGAUGGAAUCGACUGGGAACACACAUGCACGCACGCUUUGGUACCAACAAACAGUUGGAAAUUGGAAUUGUAAUGGUAUACAGGGUGAGUGUAUUUACAAGCGUAUUUACAGAUUUGACUGUGUAGGGUUUCUGUUAUAGGGUGAACCAUGUUUCGUGCAGACUAUGAAACUUACGCCUAAGUUGAGUUUCGAGAGGGAAACGCGAGACUGUAUAUUAAUUUCUAGGUUGUAUUAUUAUUUGAAAUACAUGUAUUUGUACUAGGAAUUCAUUUCUGGAUUGGAUUAUUGUUUAUACUAUGUUUCUAGUAGUAUAGCAUUAAUUCCUUGGUUGGAUUGUUAUUUGUUCUAUAUUUGUACUAAGAAUUAAUGAGUAGCAUUAGUUAAUUAACAGUAGCUAAAAUAGUUAUUGAUUCCUAGAUAAUUAGUGUUUAUUGUUUAAACAAUGAUGGUGAAUAUUAUUUUGGUGAAACAUUAAUGGUUCACGUAUUCCUUCUCUCAGUAGAUCGAAUGGCCAUUCGAAUUAACCCGCCGGAUUAUUAUUGUUAACCCCACUCCUUUAUCUUGGCCUGUGUACGGGUUCGUCCGCCAUCGAGGACCUUUGGGCACUCACAUUCAGUCUUCGUAGAUCCUUCGGUCGAUAUGGGUCGCACGAUCGCGCACGCGGUUCAACUCGAGUGUGGACCACUGGUGGGGGAAGGCGACCACCAGGGACCACAGCCGCCCACUACUGACCACUACUGACCAUUGCUGACCACUACUGACCAUUGCUGACCACUACUGACCAUUGCUGACCACUAUUGACCAGCACUCGCGGCAACAUGAGGACCGUAAUAGUGUUUUGUGUAAUAUCGUUGUCCCUGGUCGCUGGGAGCGUUCGGGAUGACCCAGACUGGUGGCGGACGAUGUCGCUUUAUCAGAUUUAUCCUAGGAGCUUUAAGGACAGUGACGGAGAUGGCACCGGGGAUUUGAAAGGUAUACAAAGCAAGCUACAGCACCUGAUCGACUCAAACGUCGACGCGUUCUGGAUGUCUCCCAUCUAUCCCAGCCCGAUGGUCGAUUCUGGCUACGAUAUAUCCGACUUUCGAAAUAUAAAUCCCACUUUCGGCACUCUGCAGGACUUCGACGAGUUGGUGAGAGCUGCGCACAACAAGUCCUUGAGGGUAAUCAUGGAUCUCGUUCCGAAUCAUAGCUCCGACAAACAUGAAUGGUUCCAGAAGAGCUUGCAGAACAUCGAACCUUACGAUAAUUAUUACGUAUGGCACAAGGGCAAAGUACUUGCGAACGGCACUGUCGUUCGACCCAAUAACUGGGUGAGCGUAUUCGGUGGAUCAGCUUGGACAUGGAGAGAGGAACGACAGGCGUACUACCUCCACCACUUCGCUCCGGAACAACCAGAUUUGAACUACGUCAGCGAACACGUUGUACGCGAAAUGAAGGACAUCAUGAGGUUCUGGCUGGACAAAGGGGUGGACGGGUUCAGGGUGGACGCGGUGAACCACCUCUGCGAGGACAACAGAUUCCUGGACGAGCCACUGUCAGGGAAAACGAGCAACCCCGACAUGUCCGAUUACACCGUGAAAAUAUACACGGAGGAUCAGCCGCAAACGUACGAGGUCGUGCGGGGGUGGAGGGAGGUUCUCGACGAGUACAAGGACUCCCCUAGGAUCAUGAUGAUGGAGGCUUAUACGAACAUGUCGAUGACCAUGAAGUAUUACGUGUCAGGGGCACAUUUCCCAUUCAAUUUCAAGAUGCUCGUGGACCUGAACGAAAAUUCGACCGCGGCCGAUUUCCAGAACGUGAUCAACGGGUGGAUUUCGAACAUGCCGUAUGGCAGCACUGCUAACUGGGUGAAUGGAAACCACGAUAAAUCGAGGCUGGUAGCUCGAUUAGGUGAGCAAAAAGCCCGUGUCAUGACUCUUAUGGCGCUUCUGCUGCCAGGCGUUAGCGUGACGUACAAUGGCGAAGAGAUCGGCAUGAAUGACACUCAUAUCUCCUGGGAAGACACACAGGACCCGCAGGGAUGCAACGCAGGCAAAGAAGGGUACGAAAAAUCCUCCAGGGAUCCGGCCAGGACUCCUUUCCAAUGGGACAAUACCACAUCAGCUGGAUUCUCGAGGAACCCGAAAACCUGGCUGCCAGUGAACGAGAAUUAUAAAACCCUCAACCUGGCCUCGGAGAAGGAAGACGAGCACUCCUACUACAGCUUUUACAAGACGGUUUCGAAUCUGAAGAAAUCGCCGAUGGCCAAGAAUGGGAACUUAAUCACGAAGCUCUUGAACGAGAACGUUUUUUCUUUCGCCAGGGAAACCUUAAAGGACGGAUCUAUUUACGUAGUGGUGAAUCUUGGCCACGAGGAGGAAACCGUGGACUUAUCGGUGUUCGAUAACGUAUCGAGACGAUUGAAUCUGUAUUACGCCACUGGUAGAUCUGAUUUAUUGCCAAGAAGUCUCUCGGUUUGUGAGAACAUAAAGAUCCCCCCAUCGGUCGGUGUGGUCUUCGUCAGCAAAGGGGAUGAUAGUCAUCACGAACAUCACGGUGGAACUAUACUGGAAACCCGUUCAGUCGUGUCUAUGUCCUUCAGCAAAGUAGACAUUGUCAGAAACGAAUGGACCAAAACAUACUUGGACGAUUAAUUGAUUAAUUUCAAUUCUUCGUCAACGCAUUCAUUGUAUUCGUGUAUUAUUAUAUUUAUAAGCAUUCUCGGUCCCUUUAAGUAUAACAGAUGUAUUAGGUUGUCCUAAAAGUUUCUUUCGUUUUAUUAAUAAGUAAUACAUGCACAAUAUUUUAUAUCUAAUGUUCCAUUAUUGAAUUUUGUACGAUUCAUUUUGCUCCAUUACUGUUACAACAUCAACAUCUAAGAAAUUAGAUUGUCUAUUUAUGUAAACACUAUCGCACAAAUAAUUGAGUCCAAAUUACGAAAGAAACUUUUGGGACAACCUAAUACAAGUACCAGUAACAUAAUUCCUGGUGUAUAUACAUAUGUGACAUUACACUUUAUAAAUUAUGAAGAUUUACUGUACACUCCACGUGUGCACAAUCGAUACUCGAAUUAAUAAUAAACGAAUAAAAAUAAUUCCUUA
This is a messenger RNA of Hylaeus volcanicus, 4890 nucleotides long. Its product is annotated as alpha-glucosidase-like. Gene Ontology annotation, biological process: carbohydrate metabolic process. The record is from RefSeq and is a predicted model, not a curated record. The coding region runs from base 2629 to 4443 and encodes 604 amino acids. Lineage: Eukaryota; Metazoa; Arthropoda; Insecta; Hymenoptera; Colletidae. The transcript is spliced from 9 exons.